This is a messenger RNA of Echinococcus granulosus, 1410 nucleotides long. Its product is annotated as Serine/threonine-protein kinase. Gene Ontology annotation, molecular function: protein serine/threonine kinase activity; ATP binding. Bases 1 to 1410 code for a protein of 469 amino acids. The transcript is spliced from 4 exons. Gene Ontology annotation, cellular component: cytosol; preribosome, small subunit precursor. Gene Ontology annotation, biological process: maturation of SSU-rRNA. Lineage: Eukaryota; Metazoa; Platyhelminthes; Cestoda; Cyclophyllidea; Taeniidae. The record is from RefSeq and is a predicted model, not a curated record.
AUGUCGAGCUACAUGGAUGACUUGUGUGACGACUAUGAGGAAAUUUCGCUUGAGAAUUGCUCUUACUCAGACAGAACUAAGGCACUUUGUCACAAGUAUGAAAAUAUGAUUGACUUCAGCAUGAUAAACCGCGACCAGAUUCGCGACAAGGGUGAUAGAGCAACGACAGAUCAUGCUCUGGACAAGCGUUCAGUUGCCAUUCUAUAUAAGAUGAUGAGUCAGGGCGAAUUCGCUGUAAUCAAUGGGUGCAUAAGUACUGGCAAAGAAGCCAAUGUAUACCAUGCAAUUGGUUCGAAGAGCGAUCUAGCGAUUAAGGUGUACAUGACUUCAAUUCUUCCCUUCAAAUCUCGGAGCAAAUAUGUAGAGGGGGACUUUCGCAUGCGUCAUGGUUACUCCACCUGCAGCUCCUGGAGGCUUGUUUCUAAAUGGGCCGAAAAGGAGUAUCGGAAUCUUAUCCGGAUUAACAAGGCUGGCAGCAUACCUACUCCACUGCCUAUCAAACUGAAAGGCGUCGUUCUUCUUAUGACUCUUAUAGGGAAAAAUGGGUAUCCUGCGCCAAAACUCAAGGACGUUGCGUCCGGUGACUGGCCUGAAUUUGGCCCCCCUCCUGAUUGGUCUGCAAUCUAUCGACAAAUUCUCCAGAAUGUACGAACUCUCUUCCAAAAAUGUCGUCUUGUCCAUGCCGACCUCAGUGAAUACAACUUGCUCUACAUGGAUGGCCAGGCAUGGCUCAUUGACGUAUCACAGGCAGUAGAGCACGAAUGCGAACAAGCACUUGAGUUCCUUCGAAAGGACUGCUACAACGUAAAUGCUUUCUUUAGACGACAGGGUGUAAACACGCUAACGCUACGUGAGUUCUUCGAGUGGGUGGUGGAUCCCACUCUUCCGCAGGAGGGGAAGGAGGCCUACGACUACUUGGAUACUCUCCUCACGCGUGCACAAAUGCGCGGAUUUAACCAAACACUAGAAAUAGAGGAUGACGCCUUCCGACGUGUCUACGUGGCUCGCAGGCUUGAAGAUGUCAAAAGAUUUUUUAGCGACUUUAAGCGACUCAAAAUGGGCCUAAUCAAACCAGAGGACCUCUACUAUACUGCCGUCACUGGUGUGCGAUCUGGACUUCCAGGAGGUAAAAGGGUAGGGGAGAUCGUGAGUGAGGAGAAUGAAGACAGUGAGCAGGAAUGUAAGGAUAAGAUGGCGAUGGAGUUGGAGGAAGAAGGCGAAGGUGGGAGAGGUGGCAGCGGAGAUGAAGGGAGGAGGGUCUCCUCGCAUAACUCCAGCCGGCGUCCACGUGACGAGUCUCUGGAGAGUAAACGCUCUCGCAAAAAAGCUGUUCAAGCUGCAAAGGCUCAGAAGAGGCUGACAAAAAUCCCCAAGCACGUAAAGAAACGUGCUAGAAAGACAAAAUCAUAA